Molecule: messenger RNA, 2687 nt
Organism: Anopheles funestus (African malaria mosquito)
Lineage: Eukaryota; Metazoa; Arthropoda; Insecta; Diptera; Culicidae
Gene: fs(1)Ya
Product: mitosis initiation protein fs(1)Ya
Exons: 3
Coding region: 119-2296 (725 amino acids)
Source: RefSeq, a predicted model, not a curated record
UUCACACGGUGAUGGUAGUAGUGUUGAUCUGUCAGGACAUCCAUAACAAUUCCAAAGUGGCGGUCAUUGCUGUGCGUCGAAAGCAGUUCCACCUUCCGUGUGUGAUUGGAGCAAGAAAAUGAUAAUCCCGAAGGAGGUGCAGUGUAGAACCUGCCUGCAGGUUUUCUGCUGCGCCAAGUGCAGGCAGAAGCACGAAGAUGGAAACCAUCAGGAAGACGCCAUGUUACGUAAAAUUUGCUACAUAUGCAAUGAUAGACCGUUCCCGUUACGGAAGGACACCAAAAUCACUCCGAACAAUUUGCUCAUUGUGCACAUAUUGAAGGAACAUCUGCCACUGGAAUGCAAUCGAUGUCGAAAGGUUUUCUAUUCAUUGGCCGACUUUCAGAACAAAAACAAAUGUUUCUUGUUUUGCGAGAAUGCCUCAGAAAAGCAAGACGAGUGCCAUCUCGAAAGCACCAGAACCGUUGACACAGGUGCCUUGGUCCCAACAACUGGUGAUGAAAAUAAAGAAAACAUUAGAACCGACCAAUCGGACGACCGUACGGAUAUGGUAAAAACUCGCGCACGAAGAAAGAGUAGUCUUGUGCCGGGCGAUUUUGCCGAGCCGGCCAAUAAAAUUGACGAGGUUGACGAAGCAUUGCUAACCCCACUGACAAAGAUCAAUCUGCGUUGGAAACGAAAAAGCCGCCAAAGCUUCGAAAGCAUGCUCUCCAUGACGAACAAUACAUCUGAGGUGAAUGCUUCCGGGAUGCUACGGAUGGAUGGACCGGGUGGAGCCGGUUCGAGGAAGUUGGUUCGUACCACCUCAACACCCAUGUACCAGUGGCAACUAAUGCCGACGGGACCGAAGCAACCGAAUGAAUCCUACUCGGCCACGUUGGGUCAGAUGUCAAGCAUUCACUGUAGCAGUGGCAGCGAAACGGACAGCCGUACGGAAGAUAUCGGUGCAUCACCCUUGGUACCGAACGAACUGGACAAGGUGCGGGCCAUCAUACGCAAUCGCUCGAAAGCGGUCGCGACACCGCUACGGCAGGUGAUGUCGAAGAGCAUACAGCGCGCCAUUGCACAGCAUACCGGGGUGGGCAGCGUAUACUCGAAGAUGCUCCAACCGGGCACUCAGCGUAAAAUGAGCUUCAACUCAACGAUGAGCAGCGGUAUGAACAGUAUGAUCGCGUCGCCGGCAAAAGAUCCACUCGAUCUACGUACUACGCCGGCGCUGAAGCGAACAGGCAGUGGAAUGGCGGCUCGAUCGAUCCAGGCUCAACGCAUGGUACGAUCGGGUGAUCCGGGUCGUGAAACGGUUCAGCUAGCACUGCCCGCUACGGUCGGAGAAGCGGUCCAUGGGAAUUCCGUUCUAAAUCAGAAUUCAACCGAAGGCUCCGAGUACUACGAAACGCAUCGCGAUAUGGAAUCACUGCAAGCGAACGCAUUGGUAGAGCUGGAAAAUCGGGACAAUCGGCUCAUUCUACACUCCGCCGAUAGCUAUCCGGUUACACCAAAACCGAGCGGGACAGCAUUGAAGAAAGUGAUUUCCUUCCAAGCGCUUCACGAGAUGAAAAAGAAAGAGGACGAACAAAACGAUUCGACCGACGACAUCUGGGGCACACCAUGCGGUGGUAUUCCAGCCCGCAGCUACAGUUGUUCUGCCGUUGGACUUGGCGACACGUUCAAAGCCUACGAUGCGUCGGUCGAGGAUGCGGAAGACGAAUCCGGAACGGACGAUGUGUUUUAUCCGGCACCAGUAAAGGGACGUCCCAACAUACGGGAAGGCAAAUGUUUCCCGGAUGAACUGCACACGAAGUGCGAGAGCAAAGAAAAGUCACAGGAAGUAAUCAGCACUGGCAGCAGCAAACUGUGGUCGAUCGUGUCGAACGUCAUUCGUUUAGCAUCGCGCAGUGACAUACAGGAAGAACAUAGCGCCACCGUUGGCAGGUCGAAUUCGGCUUCAGCGACCACUACGAGUACGGGCGGUGGUGGACUAAUACAGCGGGCUGCGUCUUUUGCAGAUUAUCUUAAGCACCGUUACACCCGAUCGGACGGUGGUAUAACGCGCACGUCAUCCUCCGGUUCGGAUGAAUAUCGCCUGUCGUAUGUCGGUAAAAAGCGGCGUCGUGUAACGUCUACCAAAACUCAGCCAUACGUGCCGGCGAUGGUUGCGGAAUCGUUACCGGAUUCAAAGCUGCAGUACAGUCCGGUCGCAAAACGGAAGCGCAUCCAGAGCCGCCAACCGAUUCAUCGGUUGCGCAACGCGAGCAGCGAAAGCGCAGGCAGUGAAAAUGGCCCCACCGGGAGGUAGUACGACCAGGCGACAGACCAGAGUGACCGUAUAUAAUUUUGUACAUGAUUGGUUUAUUGUUUUUUAUUUUUUAUUUCUAUGAUCUGUAUUACAUUUAGGGAAGAUUGUUAUAUGUGCGCCAUUAGAUGGAAAAGGACGAAGAAAAAAAAUAUAAUUUUUGAAUGUCGUAACACAUUCGCGUUUUGUUUUAGUAGUUUUAUUUUCGUGUGACAUUUGCCAACCAACCCUAGUGGACAUCUUGCCACGAUAAAGAACUAGACAAUAUAUUUAGUACAUGAGUAUGCUUCUAAUGCGAAUAAAUAGAGAUUCGGAGUCACAAAAGACAAUACAAUAUUUUGCCCCUGUACUUUCGGUACGACGAUUAUGAAAUAAAACGGAAGACAUUAAACUG